AUGCCGAGAAAGUACCUGCACCAUGAAAGUGAUAAUAGUGAUUCAUCACUCACAUACUUCCAUAAUACGCCUCCAAUGACCGCUUUCCAAAUUGGGAUAGUCAUGACUGAAUAUCAACCCAUUAUAGUUAAUGAAAACGUUACUUUGUGGGAAGCCAAUCUUGUUCAUAAUGAAUUGGAUACAGUUAUGUGUAAAAUGGAAAUUGCACGUUUAAUAGCACCUAAAAUAGCAUAUCAAUGGUUUAGUAACUUACUCAGUUCAAAUUGGUGGUCUAAUUUUUGGUUACACGACGCACUUGCUACUAAGUUCGGAGAAGAAGCUGUUGCUAAGAGCUUCAAUAAUUCUGAAAUUUUGGAUCUCUUCAUAAUUCAGAAUCAAUACGAAUCUCUUCAUCUGGAUUCUAGUUUUAAUAUGAAUCCUGUAGAAAUCACUAGCCUAUCGGACAUUAAUACAAUUUUUAGUUUUCCUCGUAACAUGAAAGUAAUAAUUGUUUUACGGAUGUUCCAAAGUGCUAUUACCGAUGAAGCGUUUCGAAAUAAUAUCCAGAUAUAUGUAAACAGACAGUCGUUCAGUUCAAAUUUCAUGUCUUAUAAUUUUUGGUCCACGAAAGAAGGAUUAGAUGUAGCAUACGACUGUAAUUUACCAUCGUAUAUGUUCUUAACUUGGAUACAGUACAAACAUUAUCCUGUUGUAAUCAUAGAACAAAACAGACAUUCCGAAGUUGUAAAAAUAAUAUCGCAAAAUUAUAACACAACGAGUUCCGGGGAGUGGCUGAUACCCAUAAAUUUAAGGGACAUAACAUUAGGUUGUGUAGAUUUGCAGACAUGUUUAAAACCAAAUCUUAGUUCUCUCCGGUAUAAUACAACUACUCCUGCAAAUGAAGUUUGGAUGGUGAACUUUCAACAAGCUGGAUACUAUCGAGCCAAAUAUGAUUCAAUAACCUUGGGCAACAUUGCAAAAUAUUUAAAUGACACAGCUGGAGAUUAUAAUUCUAUAAGUGUCAUUAAUCGUGCUAAAAUAAUUGAUGAUGCAUUUCAUUUGAUGAUGAAUCAUCAGCUCGAUGUAUCUGCAUUUUGGAAUCUCACGAAAUUCUUAUCGCAAGAGACAAAUUUUCUUGUGUGGUAUCCAAUGAUUAAAGUGUUUGAAUAUAUGUCGAUUACAAUUCCACUUUCCAAAGAAGAAGUUAAGUUCACCGAUAUUAUGGAUAAAUUUAGAAAAUUGUUGGAAAAGCCACUAAAGACACUAGGAUAUGAAGAAGAUCUGAUGGAAAAUAACUUCACGACAUGUUUAAGACAAGAAAUUGUGAAAUGGGCAUGUACUCUCCAAGACGACGAGUGCGAACAAUCAGCCCUUCGUAAAUUACAGCAACAUCUCGGAAAUCCUGAAAUAAACCCGUAA
This is a messenger RNA of Trachymyrmex cornetzi, 1398 nucleotides long. RefSeq names its product aminopeptidase N. Gene Ontology annotation, molecular function: peptide binding; zinc ion binding; metalloaminopeptidase activity. The transcript is spliced from 7 exons. Lineage: Eukaryota; Metazoa; Arthropoda; Insecta; Hymenoptera; Formicidae. Bases 1 to 1398 code for a protein of 465 amino acids. Gene Ontology annotation, biological process: proteolysis; peptide catabolic process. Gene Ontology annotation, cellular component: membrane; cytoplasm. The record is from RefSeq and is a predicted model, not a curated record.